AACUCUUCCCCAGGUGGUUUAGGAAACAGUAGAGAAGAGACUGGUGGCCCUGAGUUCACAAUGUCGGGUAGGAAGCCCCGGUCUGUGGCAAACCCUCUGGAGUCUGCUAUCACCACACCGAGUGAGAGGAUCCUGAAGGAAUGUCACAGUUUGUAUGUCGACAGCGAAAACGGCCUGGUGAAGAUUGCCAGCAGCCUUGGAGUUCGGCUCCUGCCUCCCAGAAAGAAGAUCAUUGUGAUGAUACUGGGUAACCACUCUGCGGGGAAGAGCUCCUUCAUUAACUGGUAUGCUGAAGAGCACAUACAGAAAACAGGCGUCGCCAUUGAAACGCAGGGGUUCACCUUCAUCACAAGUGGUCGCAAAAGAGAGUCACUGACGGGGAAUGCAACUCUACACCUCUACCCUCACUUUCGACCAAUCCUUGAGUUCAAAGGUGUGAUGGACUAUCUGUCUGCUGAGAUCUCCACCUCCAAGCAGAAGAAGUUCAGUCUGGUGACAUUUGUGGACACACCAGGUUUGGUGGACGGGGACAUGGUCUACCCUUUUGAUGUCAACAGCGCCAUCACCUGGUUGGGAGAACAGGCCGAUCUGAUAUUUGUGUUCUUCGACCCAAUGGGUCAGGCGCUCUGCAAACGCACACUCAACAUUGUGGAGAAGCUGAGUGAGAAAUGCGGAGACAAGCUGUUGUUCUACCUCAGCAAGGCCGAUGAAGCUGGGAGUGAAACCGACAGACAGAGGGUGAUGAUGCAGAUAGUCCAGGAACUUUGUCGCCGUCCAGGUCUCAACAAAUGUGGUUUUGAGAUGCCGACAAUAUACAUCCCCAACCCACAGAAGCCAAGCCGCUGUGUGAACCAGAUCGAUGGGGUGUGUCAGACCAUCGAGAAGACCAUCAACCAGGCCGUGCAGAAGACUUUGGAUCAGCUGGAGAAAGAUUCUGACCUCAUUUGUUCCACCAUCAGCAGCAGACUGGAGAAGGACAGGACUGAUGCGACUUACAACAAAAGCGUCCGUCUUCACUCAUUCUUGUGUGGGGCUCUGGGUGUUGUCCUUCCCACCUUCUUAAUCCUCAGUUUUAUUGCUAACACCUUCUCCAAAGAGCAGCUGGAUGAGCUGUUGGGUGAAGGACCAGCUCGGUUUGUCUCCGUCUUGACCGGAAUCGUGAUGUAUUUAUGGGACUGGAUACCAGAAGAUGGACAAGUUGUGUUUGUGAUCCUUUUCGGAGCUUUUUGCUACCUCCUGCUUUUACUAGCCAAAUAUUUUGCACGCCAAGGUAAUAAGACUCUGACAAAGAAGGAGAAGCGGACGAUGGCAGAGUACCACGAUUACAUCCAGGAAAUCGUCAAAUCUAAGAAGGCGAAAUUGUACGAAUGGUACCUCCAGCAGUGUGCAGCAGAAUAUGACUUCUGACCGCUGCGCUUCAUUCGCCGCUUAAAUCAGCUGGACUUUCCAAACAGAUGAUCAUCCACCACGCGAUCAGGGGUUUUCUCUUCUCAGUCAGGUUUGUGUGUGACCUCUAACGCAGCAGAGACCACUGCCAGCAUUAAUCAUCUCAAGAUUAAAGACAAUUUAAGAAGUGCCUUUGCUAGUCAGUGCAGAAGACUGUGAUUGUAGUGAUUUGAUGAAAGCAACUUUCAUAAUGUGAAUCUUUUUUUUUUCUGUGUUUACAAGUGGAAUUCUUUGGUAGUAACUUGCAGCUGCUUUUUGCCAGCAAAUAUUUUUUUACAAUGUCUUCUUGUAGUCACAGUCCUCAAGCCUCACUGCACUCUCCUGAAGUCUGUUAUGUUGUCUAUAAGAUACCAGCAUGUCCUGCACUUGAGUUUGCAUUCUGACCGUUUGCAAUAAUACAAUAACCAAUGCUGUGAUAAGACUCGGGCAUUACAGUUGGACAUUUUCUCAAACACUUUCACAUUAAUACGAGCUGCAGUCUGUCUCUAGCCUCCAAAGAGUCUCUGUCCUACACUUAGACGGUUGUUUUGUUGUGUGAUUUGUACAGCCAAACGAUGUGCUUGUGUAAAAAUGAAUAUAAUGUGAUCGUAUUAGCGUAAACCACAGUCAAAAUCUCUGAUUUUGGUACUGUAAUACAACAGUAUAAUAAAACUGGUAAGCAGUGAAGUCUGUCUGUCACAUCCACUAGUUGUUAAUGAGCACUGAACCCUCUGUGUUGUCCACAGAAUUUAAUUUUAUGACUACAUUGACACGUUCUGCCUUCACUCCAGUGUUUAUAGACAUAUUUAUUAGUCUUUGGGGUGCUUUUUUUUACCCAAAAAAUGUAGAAAGACCUCGACGGGCUGUUUGCAAUAUUAUUGUGAACACUUAGUUGUAUUGUGUGAGUGUGUUAGAUGCCUUCCAGCUACCCUCUUCAUUAGGGAAAAUCUUUGUGUUGUAGGAUAUUCUGUUUGUUUCAUGUGAAUUUAGCUCUUCUGUGUAAUUUUUUUUUCCAAAAAAGUGUUUUUAUUGUAAUGAAACAGAGACUGAACAGAUUUUUUUUUUUUUUAGUGCUCUCAACUUAGAUAAGGAAAUCAGUCAUAAAGCUGCAAACUAUGCUCUGUCACUGCUGCAAAAACAAAAACUAUUAAACAUUUUCUACUGACCUC
Molecule: messenger RNA, 2594 nt
Organism: Scatophagus argus
Lineage: Eukaryota; Metazoa; Chordata; Actinopteri; Scatophagidae
Exons: 12
Coding region: 61-1407 (448 amino acids)
Molecular function (GO): GTPase activity
Source: RefSeq, a predicted model, not a curated record